This is a messenger RNA of Ipomoea nil (Japanese morning glory), 498 nucleotides long. RefSeq lists its product as uncharacterized. The transcript has a single exon. The record is from RefSeq and is a predicted model, not a curated record. Lineage: Eukaryota; Viridiplantae; Streptophyta; Magnoliopsida; Solanales; Convolvulaceae. Bases 1 to 498 code for a protein of 165 amino acids.
AUGGCACCAACAAGGAGUCAGUCAAGAACCCCAGAGCCUUCUGCCUACGAUUCGUUAACUCAGAACCUACAACAAUUGACUCAGGUUGCCCAGACACUGAGCAACGCCAUCCUCCAAAACAACAACCGACCAGCGCCGCCAAACAGAAACUCAGAUAUAGCUCGCCAAGUCUCGAGCCAUCGCCCGCCUAUCUUCUUAGGGGAAGAAGAUCCCACGACCCUUGAAGAAUGGAUCCGAACAUUCGACAAGAUCUUUGAGGUAGUGGAGUGCCCGGAGGGACGCCGUGUGGAAUUAGCCUCGUUCUAUUUCGGACACGAGGCCGAUCUUUGGUGGGUUCACGAAGGACCUACUUAUAGGCAAGAACCGGGAUUCAAUUGGGAAUCCAUGAAGGCACGGUUACGGGGACGGUUUUACCCCGCACACAUAAGGGCAGCUAUGUACGAAGAAUUCCUCCACCUGAAACAGGGGAUGAUCACCGUCAUGGAAUACCACAAAUGA